ACAGUCGCCGCAACGCAUCACAGCAGAGAGAGAGAGAGAAUUUGGAUUUGGAGAAGUGGGUUUGUCUCAGAUCUUACAAAGACCUUUUACUUGUGAAGAAGAUUUUCAGAGAGAACUGAAAAAAUGGACUCCUAUGGAGGUGGGUACUUCGUUGACGAGAAAGCAGUUCAAGUCGAGAACAUUUUCUUAGAAUUCCUCAAAAGCUUUAAGUUGGAUCAGAAUUCUCGAGAACCAUUCUACGAAUCAGAGAUCGAAGCCAUGAGACCCAGCGAAUCCAACACAAUGUUCAUUGAUUUCUCUCAUGUCAUGCGAUUCAACGAUGUUCUUCAAAAGGCUAUCUCUGAUGAAUAUCUCAGGUUUGAGCCGUACCUGAAGAACGCCUGCAAGAGAUUUGUGAUGGAACAAAAACCCACAUUCAUCACCGAUGAUAACCCUAACAAGGACAUCAAUGUUGCAUUCUUUAACCUCCCUUUGUUAAAGAGAUUGAGGGAUUUGAAUACUGCUGAUGUUGGGAAACUGGUAGCGGUGAGUGGCGUGGUCACUCGCACUAGUGAGGUUCGACCGGAGCUUCUCCAGGGGACUUUCAAGUGCCUUGAAUGCGGAAAUGUCAUCAAGAAUGUUGAACAGCAAUUCAAGUACACUGAGCCCAUUAUCUGCGUAAACGCAACGUGCAACAACAAGAUGAGAUGGGCAUUGCUUAGGCAAGAUAGCAAAUUUGCAGAUUGGCAGAGGGUUAGAGUUCAGGAAGCUUCCAAAGAAAUUCCGGCAGGCUCGCUUCCCAGAUCAUUGGACAUCAUUCUUCGCCAUGACAUUGUCGAACAGGCCAGGGCUGGUGACACGGUCAUAUUUACAGGUUCUGUGGUUGUGAUACCCGACAUAACGGCAUUGGCCUCACCAGGAGAGAGGUCUGAAUGCCGUCGCGAAGCUUCUCAGCGCAACAAUAGUGGUGCUGGGAAUGAAGGUGUCAGGGGUCUUCGAGCAUUGGGAGUGAGAGACCUCUCAUAUCGCCUUGCCUUUAUUGCCAAUUCAGUUCAGAUCGCUGAUGGCAGAGGGGACACUGAUAUCAGAAAUAGAAAGAAGGAUGCUGAUGAAGACGAUAACCAACAGUUCACGGCAGAAGAGCUUGAUGAAGUCCAACGAAUGCGGAAUACUCCUGACUUCUUCAAUAAGCUCGUUGACAGCAUUGCACCGACUGUUUUUGGUCACCAAGAUAUCAAGCGAGCCAUCCUGCUCAUGCUUUUGGGUGGUGUUCACAAGAUCACUCAUGAAGGUAUCAACCUGAGAGGGGAUAUCAAUGUCUGCAUUGUUGGGGAUCCCAGUUGUGCAAAGUCUCAGUUCCUCAAGUAUACUUCAAAUCUAGUUCCAAGAUCUGUCUACACAUCCGGAAAGUCUUCCUCUGCCGCUGGGUUGACUGCAACAGUGGCAAAAGAACCAGAAACUGGGGAGUUUUGUAUCGAGGCUGGUGCACUGAUGCUCGCGGACAAUGGCAUCUGUUGCAUUGAUGAAUUUGACAAGAUGGACAUCAGAGACCAGGUUGCAAUUCAUGAAGCGAUGGAACAACAGACAAUAAGCAUAACCAAAGCAGGAAUACAAGCAACAUUGAAUGCUCGAACAUCAAUUUUAGCUGCAGCCAAUCCCACGGGGGGGCGAUAUGAUAAAUCAAAACCACUAAAGUAUAAUGUGGCUUUGCCACCUGCUAUCCUUUCGAGGUUUGAUCUGGUUUAUGUUAUGAUCGAUGAUCCAGACGAUCAAACCGAUUACCAUAUCGCUCACCACAUUGUAAGAGUUCAUCAAAAGCAUGAAGAAGCACUUUCUCCUCCAUUCACAACUGCUCAAUUGAAGCGUUACAUUGCAUAUGCAAAAACUUUGAAACCAAAGCUAAGCCCAGAAGCCAAAAAAAUAUUGGUAGAUUCUUAUGUUGCUCUCCGUAGAGGUGAUACAACUCCUGGGAGUAGAGUUGCUUAUCGCAUGACAGUUAGGCAGCUAGAGGCAUUGAUCAGGCUUUCAGAGGCCAUUGCUCGAAGUUAUAUGGACGUUCAGGUCUUUCCUCGCCAUGUACGUGUUGCUGUGAGACUGCUGAAAACAUCAAUAAUAAGUGUGGAGUCCAGUGAGAUUGACCUUUCUGAGUUUCAAGAAGAGAAUCGUGAUGAUGGUGAUGGUGGUGAUGAUGGAAAUGAUGGGCCGGGUCAAGAUGAAGCUCAUCCAAGUAGUGCUGCACCUGAGCCAGCUUCCAGGAAUGCAGGCUCUGAUCAUGCAGAAAGUGGAGCAGAGCCUGCAAAUCGACAAGGAAAGAAGCUUGUGAUAAGCGAUGAAUAUUUUCAGAGGGUUACUCAAGCCCUUGUAAUGCGACUUAGACAGCAUGAAGAAACUGUAACGAGAGAAGGCACUGAGCUGGCUGGAAUGAGACAGAGGGAUUUGAUACAAUGGUUUGUUAGUCAACAGAAUGAGAAAAAUAACUACAGCUCCAUGGAGGAAGCAGCAGCAGAAGUUUCAAAAAUCAAAGCCAUUAUAGAGAGUUUGAUAAGAAGGGAAGGCCAUUUGAUAGUCCUGGAUGACGGUAGGCAAGCAGCAGAAGACGGUGACAAUGCUAGGCAGUCUUCUUCAUCAUCUAGAAAUGACAGGAUUUUAGCUGUGGCACCUAAUUAUGUCAUCGAUUGAUUGGGAAAAAUAAAUGCUUCUAAUAAUCUGAAUCUCAACACGCAUCUAGGGCUUACAUGGUCAUGGUGAGUUCAACCUAACUAGAGCCAAACUUACAAAUGAUGUAUGAUUCAAUUGCAAGAUGUUUUCAAACUGAAAAAUACAGGUGUGAGAAGCCAAAUUUGGCUCCACUGUCACUGGCUUAAGGUGUAGAAGGGUGAAAAUUGUAUUUCAGCAGAGUUGGCUAGUUGUUGGUUUCCUAUCUUUAGGGUUAAUAGAUUUGAACUUUAUGUUUUGUGCUUAGUAAAUCACAUUGCAAGAUAUUGUUUGCCGUGUUUUAUUGCUAUUGUAUUUCAUUGUUAUGCUGUUUUUAAUCUAAUACUUGUUUCCUUGGAACCA
Messenger RNA from Camellia sinensis, 3036 nucleotides. It is a transcript of the gene MCM6, whose product is annotated as minichromosome maintenance (MCM2/3/5) family protein. Gene Ontology annotation, biological process: mitotic DNA replication; double-strand break repair via break-induced replication; DNA replication initiation. Lineage: Eukaryota; Viridiplantae; Streptophyta; Magnoliopsida; Ericales; Theaceae. The record is from RefSeq and is a predicted model, not a curated record. Gene Ontology annotation, molecular function: single-stranded DNA binding; ATP binding; single-stranded 3'-5' DNA helicase activity. Gene Ontology annotation, cellular component: nucleus; MCM complex.